CUUUAUUUUAAUAUAAUGAAUAGUUGCCCACGUUGCAAAGGUGAAACUACUGGGCAAAAUCGUCUGGUUACUGACAGCUGUGGUCAUAGUAAAUGCCGCAUUUGCUUAAUUCAAGACGUUACACAUUGUUUAGAGUGUAAGAAUGAAGCCAUUCCCCAUGCUCAAGUGGAAUAUCCACCCACACCCAUAACAGUGACAACGCUAAGCGAACACAUAACAACAAAUGAUGACGGAUACCAUUGUACCGUUUGCAACAAAUCCUUUCGAAGCCGCACUCAAAAAUAUUAUCAUCGUGGAUGUGGAAAUGAUCAGCUCAAGAAAUAUAAUUGCCCGCAGUGCAGCAGACGCUUUGCCACUCGCUCACAUCUCAACUACCAUCUGAACAAUCAUGGCUUACGUUCCAACUUCACCUGCAACGUGUGCGACAAAUCUUUUAAACAGAAAUCUAUCCUGCAACGUCACAUACGUGCACAUAAGAAUGAAAUACAGCGUUGUUCUCAAUGCCCACAGAUAUUUCGAACCCAAGCUGCGCUGGCGAGCCACCUUUUAUUCCAUAGUGGACGUGAGCUGCGCUAUAAAUGCGAGGUUUGCUCCAAACAUUACCUUACCAAAGCAAAUUUAAAGCAGCACCAGAUGAAGCAUGACCAGAAUACUCCUCGCUAUACCUGCCACAUUUGUAAAAAGUCUUUUCUGCGCCAGUCCACGCUCAGACUUCACCUUGAACGCCAUCAGAAGCGCCCAUGUUUCCGUUGUCCGCAUUGUCAUAAGAGCUACAUCCACAUGGACGCCUUGACGCGUCAUGUCAAACAGCACACAUCGAGCCACAGAUAUCGUUGCAUUGAGUGCGAUAUUACCGUUAAUAGGCGCGACAAUAUGUUGCGCCACAUACGCGCCAUGCAUCCGGAAAUGCAAUUCGAUUCUGGCGUUGAGAUCAUCAUUGCCACUUAUGAAGAGAGUAAGGAUAAGGAUUCCUUAUCAACUGAUCUGCCUGCACAAGGCGUGCGUUAUAGCAGCGUCAUUAAAAGUGUGGGUAAUGUUCAGCCUGUGAUGCUACCUCUACCCGAACCGGACACGGAGCUAGCUAUGCCUGCGCCACCUAUAGCUUUAGCUGUUACCGCACCCGUUGAAAUACCUAGAGAAAACGUAAAGCUAUAUCGCAAAAUCAUUUUAGAUUUAGACAACGAAGAAUAUUCAAAUGAACCAAUGCAAGAAGGGCAUCUUGAGGAUGAAGCAGCAGCCCCACCGUCUUUGAACACGCAGCAUAAAUCGCAGCAGCAGCGCAUUUCAGGUCAUGGCAGCUCCAAUUUCAGUGAAAUGCAUUGGCGGAAAAAUUUCAAAUUCUCAUACGAAAACGAGCACAUCAACUGAUCAGAAGCUUUUAAUGUUGCCGCC
This is a messenger RNA of Scaptodrosophila lebanonensis, 1392 nucleotides long. Its product is annotated as zinc finger protein 287. Gene Ontology annotation, molecular function: chromatin insulator sequence binding. Gene Ontology annotation, cellular component: chromosome. The record is from RefSeq and is a predicted model, not a curated record. The transcript has 2 exons. Gene Ontology annotation, biological process: regulation of transcription by RNA polymerase II. Bases 16 to 1368 code for a protein of 450 amino acids. Lineage: Eukaryota; Metazoa; Arthropoda; Insecta; Diptera; Drosophilidae.